AGUUUGUGAAUAAUAUAAAUGUUAAUUAGUUCAAGUAGAUCAUUUGAGAUCAUUAGUUCAAGCAAGUUGACGUUGAUGUGAUGUGCUGUCAGUGUAUAAUCAUCAGAUUCAAAUAAAGCCCAAAUAGGAAAUAAAGUUAUUAAAUGUUAGAAAACAUAGUGCCAGAAGGACAAACAAAUGUUGCUCUUAAUAUAUUUAAUACUUGGUCUUCAUAUAAGUUAUGGUAUGAACGAAACUAUACAUGUUGAGGGGACAAAAGCCAUCCAGAAUGCUCAAAGUAUAGUGAAUUCAACCAAACAGCAACUAGGGAAUAUCACAAAUUCAUUACCUUUGGAUAAAAGUGUUGAUAUCUCAUUAAAGUUUCCUCAUCCCCCUGACAAUGACUUAUUACAAUCAGGGGCUUUACUAAGAGCAUUUUAUGUGGUGCUAGGAGUUACUAUUAUAUUGCUUUCAUACAUUGGCUUCAGAAUGUUCAGAUUGAGAAAAGGCACAAAACCACCAGUGAUGGUUAAGAAGUAUGGCAUUUUAACAAAUCGAAGUGAUGUGGAAAUGGUCCCUCUUCCCUUGAGCGAAGAUGAGGAUGAUGAUACCAUCUUUGAAAUAAACAAUGUAAAUAAUAGAUAGUUUAUAGGGUAACUAUUAUAAUGUAUUUUUUUAUAAAAUAACUAAUGAUGGCUGUUUGAGUGCAGUUGGCAACAUAUUUAACAAUUAAAUUAUUAAA
This is a messenger RNA of Nicrophorus vespilloides, 721 nucleotides long. RefSeq lists its product as uncharacterized. The record is from RefSeq and is a predicted model, not a curated record. The transcript is spliced from 2 exons. The coding region runs from base 178 to 624 and encodes 148 amino acids. Lineage: Eukaryota; Metazoa; Arthropoda; Insecta; Coleoptera; Silphidae.